Messenger RNA from Anopheles aquasalis, 528 nucleotides. RefSeq names its product integumentary mucin C.1-like. The record is from RefSeq and is a predicted model, not a curated record. Lineage: Eukaryota; Metazoa; Arthropoda; Insecta; Diptera; Culicidae.
AUGACCGAUAAUCUAAUUCUGCCAUUACAGUCAACGACAAAGUCGUCCGCUACAAGAACGCCUGCGCCAGGGGCUCAGAUGCGAAUGAUACUGCGGUUGGGCAAGGCACCAAGUAAGGAGGUCUCCACUGCCUAUGGCUCAACGACAACGGAGAUCGCGUUGGUGACGACGCAGGUCAACGAACCAACGUCUACUACCAAAAGGCGCGUGAAGCGCACUAGGACUCCAUCGACUAGCACGACGACUCCUACAACAACGACUACUACCACAAAGAAACCGACACCUACCACGAAGAAACCGACUACUACCACCCGACGCAAGACUACCACCACCACCACACGGACUACUACAAAAAAGCGUAAGAAGAAGAAGAUGAGGAAAAUUAUAAGUAGCACGACCACCACGAAACAAUCUAUGCGAAAAUGGCGACACAUGGAAGACCCCGAGACAACGCCGGAAACCUCGGAAUCGAAAACUAAAAAGAAGAAACCGACGACUAUAACCCCUGCCUCGGCUAACAAAGAGUGA